Molecule: messenger RNA, 10858 nt
Organism: Oxyura jamaicensis (ruddy duck)
Lineage: Eukaryota; Metazoa; Chordata; Aves; Anseriformes; Anatidae
Gene: NSD1
Product: nuclear receptor binding SET domain protein 1
Exons: 23
Coding region: 123-8717 (2864 amino acids)
Biological process (GO): regulation of DNA-templated transcription
Cellular component (GO): chromatin; nucleus
Molecular function (GO): histone H3K36 methyltransferase activity; protein binding
Source: RefSeq, a predicted model, not a curated record
GGCGGAGCGGCGCUGGCGGGGCCUGGCCGGGCCGGGUCGGCGCGUCUCCUCCCGAUCGGCCCGCAGCGGGGGCAGGCGGCGAGCCGGCCGCGGCGGCCGCAGGUGGAUGCCCGCCGCCCGGCAUGGAGCAGGCCUGCGAAGUGAGCCGCCGCAGCUGCCUCGUCCCCUUUGGCACCUCGCUGGCGGCCGCCGAGGCCAAGGGCGGCCCGUUCGGCGAGGGCCGCGGCCCCGAGCCGCCCGCCAUGCAGCUGGCGGCCGCCAAGCCCGUGUACGGCCAGGACCCGUCGUCCUGCUACAUCCCGCUGCGCCGGCUGCAGGACCUGGCCUCCAUGAUCAACGCCGAGUACCUCGGCGGCGCCGCCGACGGCGCUGAGGCCCUGCCCGACCCGGGCUCGCCGCCCCCCCGCGGCCCGGGGGACCCGGCGGGCGGCGCCGACGGACCCGGCCCGGCGGCCGACGGGGCCCCCCCGGCCUUCCCGCUGCUCCUCCGGGAAGGGGAGGACGAGGAGGAGGAGGACGACGACGACGACGAGGAGGAAGGCGCCGAGACGCCGGAGGACGAGGAGCACGACGCGGAGGAGGAGGACGACGACGACGACGAAGAGGAGGACGAAGACGACGAGGCCGCCGCCGGUUCCCGGGAGCGGGCCGCGGCGGAGCAGAGCCACGGCCGUGCCGGGCCGCAGCGGGGCCCCGGCAGCCCGGAGCCGCCGCCCCGCCUGCAGCGAGCCGAGCUGCCGCUGCUGGACGGCGGCCCCGCCGCGCCGGCCGGCGGGGGGGACAAACCGGAGCCUUCCGCCACGGCGGCCCUGCAGCUCAUCCGAGCCAAGAAGAAACCUACUCCAGUGAAGUAUGAAGUUGGGGAUCUUGUUUGGGCCAAGUUCAACAGACGCCCAUGGUGGCCAUGCACAAUUUGUCAUGACCCAGUGCUGGACUGUCACUCAAAAAUGAAAGUUUCCAAUCGGAGACCGUACCGAGAGUACUAUGUGGAUGCCUUAGGAGAACCUUCCGAGAAAGCCUGGGUGGCUGGCAAAGCUAUCGUCCUCUUUGAAGGAAGACACCAGUUCGAAGAGCUGCCUAUUCUGCGGAGAAGAGGAAAGCAAAAAGAAAAAGGCUACAAACAUAAGGUUCCCCAGAGAUUUAUGGCUAAAUGGGAAGUCAGUGUUGGACAGGCAGAAGACAUUCUUCUUGGGGGGCCAGAGGAUCAAAAGUGCAGCCAGAACUCCAGUGAGCUGGACAGCGAGAAGGAAGUGCAGUCGGAAUACUAUGCCAAUGGCCCUGGAGCCGAAAAGGACAGGCAGCUGAAUGGCUGUUUUAAAUCCUUGGCGUUUGACUCGAGACACUCAGCCAGUGAAAAAGGAAAAUUGCACAUUAAGCCACACGUGAAAAAGAGCUCUGACAGCAGGAAGAGGACGAGAGUAAAAAAGAGUAGCAUGAGAGGAGAAGCUUCCAAGGGAGAAAUCAAAGAGAAAAUGCCAGAGAGCAUAGUUAAAAAUAUGAUGGUUGGGGACCUACCAGAAAAACAUGCAUCUCAUGAGCUUCGCCGGAUUGCGAACAGCCUAACGGCAUCCAAUAGCACCAGGGAAAACCAUUUGCUCUCCUCCUUUGGAGAAAGACAUUUUGAAAAGAUAACUUUGAAACCAGACUAUGAGAAUUGUAAAGGCGGUGCUCUGAAGAACACACUCCAAGGGGAUUUGUUUUCCAGCGCAUCUUUGGAGAGAGAGAAAAGUUCCCUGGGCAUUCUGUGCAGUUCCAAGUUACAAAUACACUAUUCUGCGUCUGAGGCUGGCAUUGAGAAAAAGCAAACUGAGUCAGAUUCAUCCUCUUCCCUCUCGGAUGGUGGGAACAGCGAUGUGGAUACCAUGGACCAAAGUUCAGAGAGAGCCUCUAGCACUCUUGAAGUCAGUGAUUCUUCAGAUAAAAUGGAGAAGGAAUUUCCUAUGACGUCAAGUGGAAACAUUAAGCUUUCUAUGUAUUUUUCUCAGAAGAGCAACAGAAGGGCCAGGAAGAAGUCAUACAGAGAUCGCAAACCUCUGGGAGGUUCCGUAACCAGCAGGCUUGAUGCUGAAUUUGCACAUGGGGAGCUUGAAGGAGGCUCCUCUGAUGCUGAGAUGUCAUUGACAACUCUUGAGUGCUCUUCAGAUGUGAGAAAUGACAAUCUUUCCCUAGUAAACAAACACACUACUCCCCAAAGUGUUUCCAAGGACAACUCCUGGUCUGCUGUUGCAAAUCAACCAACCUUAAAACCGAAAAGCAUGAAAUUACCCCGGAUCAGGAGUAUAAAAUGCAAACAUAAAGAAAAAGGUUCUGGGUUGGAGCCUUCUCUUGCAGAAGAGGAGGGUGGCAUGAAGCGCUGCUCUUCUGAUACCAAAGGUUUCCCUGGCCUUCAGAAAGAUUCUCUUCUGAGAAGUGGAAAAGUUGAUGGUCAGAAACUGUUAAACAACGUGCACGAGAAACCCAGGGAUUCUGCUGAAAUAGAAACGGCUGUGGUGAAACAUGUCUUGUCGGAGCUGAAGGAGCUCUCUUACCGGUCCAUGAAUGAUGAUGCUAGUGACUCUGGCACUCCAAAGGCCACAGUACCCUUGCUUUUCUCUUCCGCCUCUGGUCACGGUCGUUUGCCUAUUGAGCCAAAUUACAGAUUCAGCACCUUGUUAAUGAUGUUGAAGGAUAUUCACGACAGUAAGGCAAAAGAGCAGCAACUGAUGACUGGUCAGAACAUAGUCCCGUUUCGAAAUGCCAGCACAGCCGAUGGUUCUGGAAGCAAUUCUGCGAGUGGUCUGACAUCCUUGUCUAUUGUAGGUCCCCCGUAUAAAAUAGAAAAAAAUGGAGAUUGUGUCCAGGAAACGGUCAAUGCGAACUCCAGUAUAAGCAACUCCUCAUUUUCACGCAAUCCUCCAGCCAAGUUAACAGGGAUUGGUACUAGUAAGAGGGAGCCUGCGAAUACUGCUGUUUCUGGGACAAAUGGCACAAAUUGCGUGUCCAAGCGCAACUGUUCAAAAUCUAAGCAGUCAUCAAAGCUUGGAGAUAAGACAGUUUCAAACAGAAAGGACUUAAAACCAGGAGGGCCAAGUAAGUUGUUAAGUCGGUUAUCCAGAGAUUCAGGAGAACAUGCAUUCCGCGUUCACGGUUCGGUUACCAGUCCUCUAGGUAAUGAAGCAGAAGAUACUGAGAGGAAAGAGUCUGUUGAUUUAACAGAACAUUCAACUGAUGAAGACUCUGCUUGUUUAUCUGAUGACAAUUUAGGUCGUAUUGGAAGGAGACCUGAAGCUGGUAGAAAUACUGAGAGCUGCACUUCUGCUGAAAAUGGGGAGAGUCCAGACUUGGAUUCAGAGGCAAAUAGUGAGAGCUCUCUUGGUGAUGAGGCUAAUGAUAUAAAUCAUGUAGCACCCAAAAAGCGAUGGCAGCGUUUUAACCAAAGCAGUGCUAGAUCUAAUAAGCACAUCAGUAGAUCUAGGGAACAAGGAAACUUGGCGAGUGCCUUUGGCCUGAAUUCUCAUGGCUUUUCACUGAAGGGAAAUGAGUGCUUGGGACGUAGGCAUUCCCCUCAUUCAAAGGUGCUUGAGGGAGACCUAACAGGUCAGGACUAUGAGAAUCGUUUAGACUUAGUUGAGAAACGUUUGAAUGUAUGUGGUAAGCCAAACAACAGUGUGAUGGACUCAGAAACAGAGCUUGGCAACUUUGCUCCCCAGUCUGAAUUCUCUGCACAAGUACAUUCAGAGAGGAAACGCCUUAGAAAGCCAAGUAAACGGCUUCUGGAAUAUGCAGAAGAAUAUGAUCACUUAUUUGCACCCAAGAAAAAGUCAAAGAAAGUCCAGGAGCAAUUGCAAAAGGUGAAUUCUGUGGCGAGGUCUGAAUUUGAAGGAGGUCUUCCUGCACAGUGCAGUCCUGACAGAGAUGCCCAGCGGGGGCCGAGCCCUUUGAUUUCAACUCCAUCUUCAACCAAAGAGUCCCCUCCCAUUCUUGAAGCAGAGUGCUCCUACUCAGAACUAGGAUCCCAUUCCACUGAUCCCACUCACCAACUUCUAGAAGGACCUUCUGAUUUUCCAGAGCUCGUGCUCUCUUCCUCAGAUGUUUCUGAAGUUUCUGCUUCUCCAGAUGCAGAGGAGAGAUUCCUGAAAUCGGGAAACUUUGAGAGCAAACGUCAAAGGAAGCCCACUAAAAAGCUCUUGGAAUCCAAUGAUUUGGACACUGCCUUUAUGCCAAAGAAGGAGGAGUGGACUCCCCCAAAGAAGGGCACUGGCCCUUCGGAGAGCGACAGCUCUGAACUGUACUCACCAGCUCACUUCUCGGACCUGGGAGAAGCUCCUGAAAAGCUCUUGGAGAAGCAACGGAAGCGGAAGAGACAGCGCCAUCCCUCUGUUGCAAUGCAUUCCAAGAAGGAGAAAAACGGGGAAGGGCUGGGGGAGACCCCACAUUCUGAGGGGGAGACAUCAGGUCAUGGGACUGCUACAAGCCCUAAAGAGGGAAAUGAAGAGGGGUCUGAGAAUGACCAUGGAGUGCCUUCAUCCAAAAAGAUACAGGGGGAGCGUGGAGGAGGAGCAGCUCUCAAGGAGAAUGUAUGCCAGAUCUGCGAGAAACCAGGGGAAUUGCUGCUGUGUGAGGCGCAGUGCUGUGGUGCUUUCCACCUGCAGUGCCUUGGGCUCUCUGAGAUGCCAACAGGCAAAUUCAUCUGCAACGAGUGUUCCACAGGAGUCCAUACCUGCUUUGUGUGCAAGAGCUGUGGGCAAGAUGUGAAACGGUGCUUGCUGCCCCUCUGUGGGAAGUAUUACCAUGAAGAAUGCAUCCAGAAAUACCCGCCCACGGUCAUGCAGAACAAGGGUUUCCGAUGCUCUCUGCACAUAUGCAUGACUUGUCACGCUGCUAACCCAGCGAACAUCUCUGCGUCUAAAGGCCGCCUGAUGCGCUGCGUGCGGUGCCCGGUAGCGUACCACUCCAAUGACUUCUGCCUCGCUGCUGGCUCCGUGGUGCUCGCCUCCAACAGCAUCAUCUGCCCCAACCACUUCACUGCACGGAGGGGCUGCCGCAACCACGAGCACGUCAACGUCAGCUGGUGCUUUGUCUGCUCGGAAGGGGGCAGCCUUUUAUGCUGCGAGUCGUGCCCGGCUGCAUUUCACCGUGAGUGUCUAAACAUUGAGAUGCCAGAGGGAAGCUGGUAUUGUAACGAUUGCAAGGCAGGCAAAAAGCCACACUACAAGGAAGUAGUCUGGGUGAAAGUUGGGCGCUACAGGUGGUGGCCAGCUGAGAUCUGCCAUCCCAGGACAAUUCCUGUCAACAUCCAGAAAAUGAAACAUGACAUCGGCGAGUUCCCUGUGCUGUUCUUCGGCUCCAAGGAUUACCUGUGGACCCACCAGGCUCGUGUGUUCCCGUACAUGGAAGGUGACGUCAGCAGCAAAGACAAGAUGGGGAAGGGCGUGGAUGGCAUAUACAAGAAAGCUCUUCACGAAGCUGCGGUAAGAUUUGAAGAACUGAAGGCACAGAAAGAACUGAGACAGCUUCAGGAAGACAAAAAGAAUGACAAGAAACCUCCUCCCUACAAACACAUCAAGGUGAACCGGCCAGUGGGUAAGGUGCAGAUCUUCACUGCAGACCUGUCCGAGAUACCACGGUGCAACUGCAAACCAACAGACGAAAACCCCUGCGGCCUGGACUCCGAAUGCAUCAAUCGCAUGUUGCUCUACGAGUGCCACCCCCUGGUCUGCCCCGCAGGGGAGCGUUGUCAGAACCAGUGCUUCUCCAAGCGGCAGUAUCCCGAGGUACAAAUUUUCCGCACGCUGGCACGAGGCUGGGGCUUGCAAGCCAAAACAGACAUCAGAAAGGGUGAAUUUGUUAACGAGUAUGUUGGGGAGCUAAUUGAUGAAGAGGAGUGCCGAGCCCGAAUCCGCUAUGCUCAGGAGCACGACAUCACCAAUUUCUACAUGUUGACACUGGAUAAGGAUCGAAUCAUUGACGCUGGCCCAAAGGGCAAUUACGCUCGGUUCAUGAACCACUGCUGCCAGCCAAACUGUGAGACUCAGAAAUGGUGUGUGAAUGGUGAUACUCGGGUUGGGCUCUUCGCAAUUGUAAAUAUCAAAGCUGGGACUGAGCUGACUUUCAACUACAAUCUGGAAUGUUUGGGAAAUGGAAAGACAGUUUGCAAAUGUGGUGCUCCAAAUUGCAGUGGCUUCCUAGGAGUGCGGCCAAAGAGCCAGCCCACCCUCACCGAGGAGAAGUCCAAGAAGAUGAAGAGACGGCCACAGAUGAAGCGCAGGUCGCAGGCAGAGGUGAUGAAGGAACGGGAGGACGAGUGCUUCAGCUGCGGGGACGGAGGGCAGCUGGUUUCUUGUAAGAAGCCAGGCUGCCCCAAAGUGUACCACGCCGACUGCCUCAACCUGACCAAGAGGCCUGCAGGAAAAUGGGAGUGCCCAUGGCAUCAGUGUGACAUGUGUGGUAAGGAAGCAGCUUCCUUCUGUGAGAUGUGCCCCAGAUCCUUCUGCAAGCAGCACCGGGAAGGCAUGCUCUUCAUCUCCAAGCUGGAUGGACGCUUAUGCUGCACAGAGCAUGAUCCCUGCGGCCCUAACCCUCUAGAGCCAGGAGAAAUUCGUGAGUACGUGCCUCCCAUGGGAGCACUGACUAACGGCGAUGACACCCAGCCACCAGAGCAGCCGCCUGCAGAUACAGACCUGAGCGUUCAGCCUUUGGACAGGCUACCUCAGUCUACGGCCUUCAAACUGCAGUCCCCAGAAAAGCCCCCCGCCACCCUAGCGCUGCGGCUGCCGCCGUCAGACAAACCCCCCACCACCCUAGCCCUGAGGCUGCAGCCGUCAAACAAGCCCCCCACCACCCUGGCCCUGCGGCUGCCCCCGCCAGACAAACCUCCCGCUGCCCUGGCGCUGAGACUGCCGCCGUCAAACAAACCCCCCACGACCUUGUCGCUGAGGCUGAAGCCGUCCAACAAACCCCCCACCACCCUGUCCCUCCGGCUGCAGCCCUCGGACAAACCUCCCACCACCCUGUCGCUCCGCCUGCAGCCGUCGGACAGGCCCCAGGCGGCCCUGUCCCUGAGGCUGCAGUCGGAGAAGCAGCCCAUCAUCGUAGCGCUGAAGCCUCAGCAGCCCGACAAGCCUCCCGCCAACGCCGUGCUGUGGCCGCUGGACGAGGCUUCCAGCGACGCCUCGCAGCCUCCUCUGCCCAGCAAGUCUCCGGAGAGCCCGCAGUCGUCGGACGAGGCGCUCGUUCCUGCUGGUGCCCUGCAGCUCCAGCUGUCGGACGAGCCUCCUGCCGCUGCUGAGGUUUUGGAGGUAGAGGACAAGUCGCUCGGCGACACCAGGACCCAGCAGCCGGAGCUGCUGGAUGAGUUUCCGACAAAAUGCCUGCACCCUCAGCUGUCGGACAGACUUCUCGCCACGGCAGGGACCCUGCAGUCCCAGCCGGUGGAUGAGCCUCCCGUGGCUGAUCAGCCUCAGCUGCUGAGCAAAGCUGCUGCCCAGAGUCUGCAGCCUCAGCCUGCGGAGAAGGCCCCCAGCUCCGUGGUGCAACGUGGCCUGGCACCGGAGGAGGUUCCCAGCCCUGGCGUGCUGUGGCCUCUGCCCAUGGAAAACGUCCCCAGCUCCCCGGUCUCACGGAUCCUGCCCACGGAGAAGGUUUCUGGACUGGGGGGGCCGCGGCCCCCACCUCCAGAGAAGGCUUCCUUCUCCGGGGCAGCGCGGGUCUUGGCCACGGAGAAGGCUCCCAGCUCUGGGGCACCCCAUCCCCUGCCUGCAGAGAAGGCUCCUGCCCUGGGGAUGCCACGGAUCCUGCCCACAGACAAGGCUCCCAGCUUAGGGCUGCCACGUCCGCUGCCCCUGGAGAAGGCCCACGGCUCCCGCUCACCCCACGUCCUGCCCACGGAGAAGGCUCUCAGCUCGGGGGCCCUGCGGAUCCCCCUCACGCAGAAGGCUCUGAGCCCCGGCGUGCUGCGGCCCCUGCCUCCGGAGAAGGCUCCCGAUGCCGGGGCGCUGCGGGUCUUGCCUCCAGAGAAGGCUCCGAGCUCCGGGACAGCUCGGCCUCAGCUCCUGGAGAGGCCCCUGGCUCUUACGGCCCCGUGGCCUCAGGCCUCAGACAAGCUGGCUGCUGCUGUGGCUCCUCGGCCCCAAGUCCUGGAGAAGCCCCCGGCCGCAUCAGCCCCGAGGCUGUUGCUGUCAGAGAAGGCGCUGCGGCCCGUCGACCAGAACGCCCAGCCCAAGGAGAGGGGAGCACCCGCCGCGGAGCUCAACCCCCAGCAGAAGGAGAGGACCCUGUUAGCUGGCGAGCAGAUCUCGUGGUCGGUUGGGAAGGCGGUGCCGCACGUCGGACAGUUACCUUGGCCCACGGAGAAGCUCCAGACACACGAGCAAACCCACUGGCCCACCGCGAAAGCCCUGACGCCCGCCGAGCAGUCUCCCCGGACAGCAGAGAAGCUACCAGAGCCGACUCUUCAGCCUGUCUGGGAGGUGGCCUCAGCCCCCGCGGAGCAAACCCCUUGGACAUCAGAGAGAUUGCGUGCGUUCGAGCAGACCCCUCGGCCUGCCAGGGAAGCGCCGGUGCCCCCGGAGCAGAGGCAGUGGAUUGUCACAAACAUUCAGACUCUUGACCAGAUUUCUUGGCUGGCUGGAAAAGUACAUACUCCUCGGGGGCAGGACCCUUUGCCUGAACAGAACGCAGCGCUAGCCCGUAACCAGGAUUCUGUCUGUCACGAAUUGGCUGACUCAGAGCCAAAGUGAGGUCGGUGAACAUGGGAGGCAGGUUUCAGUCUUUUAAUGUUUAGGGAGGGGGAUUCUUUGUUUUGUUUUCUUUAUUCACUUCCCUGAGCCCAGCCCCUAACCCAUGCACAUCCCAUCCAUAUUCUCUCGUGACAUGAGCAAGGACAUUCACUUCAGUCUGAGUGUGGCCCAGCCAAAGGGAGAGAGCAUCCGUGAGCUUUUCCUCUUCCUUUUGCGAAUGGUAAAGCUAAAAUAAAGAGUCCACUCUGGGUAAAACCUCAAAUUCCACUGAAAUGGUCACGUUACUGAUCCAGUGUGUUCAAGCUCCAGGUCCAAUUCAUGGGCAGGUUCCCGCCUACAGCGAGGGGCCUUGCUCUUGCUAACUGUAUUUAGAGGAAGCAGAUCCGUCAGGCUGCCCCGGGACCGGAGAGGUUUCGGGGAUCGGAUGGGGAGCAGUCAGGCGCGUACUCUCUUGCCGACCUGUGAAGGCAGGGAAGGGGUUUAUCUGUUGUCUGCCCUGCAGGGUUUUGCUUUGCGAGGUUCUGUCCGUAUGUUCACCGGGACGUGCUGCGUGCGCGGCGCACCAAGGACAGGCGUUGGGUCCGGCUGAGUUAGGAGAGGAGCCUCUUGCACCCGCUCGGCGCGGUUUUCUCCAGCAAUAGGCAGUAUCCGCGGAGGCUCCUUGAUACCCAGGCCCCAGAAACGGGGAAUCUGAAGGAGGUCAGGGAAGAAGAAAGAUCUUGGAAGAGAAGCCAUCUGGCAGGUUUUUCCUUCUUGUGUCUUAACCCUUUAGCACGGGACACGCGGAGUGAGUGCUUCCUGCACUCGCCAACACCCAGACCUGUAAAGCAGCAAUAGCAGAGGCAGGCAGAGGGACUUCCCCCGGUGCUGCGUGUUGGUGUCGGUGCUCCCUUUCACAUUUCCAUCCAGCCUCUUGGCGAUUCGUGUCGGCACCGUGAGCCAGCAGCCUGCGUGGUCUUUUCUCCCCUUCCCUCGGACGUGUUCGCAUCCCACCAGGUCUUCCCGGCAGCGUGGGGCGUUGCAGGGCUGCGGUCGAAGCCCGUCGUUCACUUUGCAGCGCGGAGGCAAGGGUGCUGUGCGUGGAGGGGAGCCGUUCUGCACCUUCCCCUCGGGUAGCUUCCAGCUUCGCUCAUCUACAACCAAAGGAGACUUGAAUUAACUGGACUGCGUGGGUGUGCGUGUGUGUGUGUGCGCGUGUGUGUCCUUCCGACCCAAUCGUAGUUCUCACACUGGACCGCGGGGGCUCGAGCAGCUGGCCGGCUUCUUUCCUCAUCGCCCUCUUCCAGCUGAGGAGCCCUUUUGUACCCGGUGGGUGUCCAGACCAGGCCUGCUGAGAGCAGCUCACCCCAGCGUUGAGGCAGAAGUGUGGGGCGAGUCCCAGAGGACCGGAGCGGCGUCUCGCAGUGGGUGCCGUGGGCCAGCACUACCUGUGCAGGCAGGAGGAGGACGAGUGGCUCCGGGCACGGUGGGGUCGGCACCGUGCUGAGGAAGCGCUGCUGACCCAGAUGUUCUCCCAGCACCUGACCUCUGUUUUUCCUGAGCUCUGCUGACCCGGGUACCGCAGCCUCCGAUCUCGGUGCCCGCCACCAGGCUCCGGAGAACCCCCUCGCUUGGGGCAGAGGUGCAGGACCCUCCCCGGACAGAGCUUGGCUCCGGGCUGACCCUUUCCCUCUGACCCGGGAGCAAAUCCCCGGGCUUGCAGGUGCUUGCUUGCUGCUCCUGGAGCAGGCGGUCACGAGCUUUGCUGUUUUUCCGUGAAGGGAGGCAGGCGCACGUACCAAGACAAAUCCUGAUCCGUUCUCCUUUCCUUACGCGUGCACCCCGGGACAACGUCCUGCUGUACAGGGUGUGCUGGGCACAGCGGACGUUACCAGUGCUGUGGUGCAUCUCUUCUAGUCCGCAUCAUUUCAGAUCCUUUGUAGAAUAGCUAGCGACUUCAAAAAGCUUUACGGCUUAUGGAAACUUACUGAUGAAUGACGUUUUUCCGGGAAGACUGGCAGGUCAGAUCCUGCUCGCUGCUGAAACGGGGGAAAUGCAAGCAGCUUGUGUUGCUGCGUGACUCCUGCGCAAAGGGAACCAGGACAGCUCCUCAGAGCCAUUGAGAGAAGGUAAUCUAAGGGCAUUUAACUUUUUUAAACGAA